CGAUAGUUAAAAGUGACUUAAUACGUAGAUCUAAUGUGCGGUAUGCGAUUGUUUCCGAACAUCAAUUAGGUGUCUUCCACGAUGGAAUUGUAUGUACAAAUAUUUAUUCUAUGUUUACUGUGCGUCGCGCGCGCGUUCGAGGUGCCACCGGAGGAAAUCACCGAAUUCGAAGCAGGACCCUUGACGUACAUCGAAAAUCUAUCGAAAAUUCCUAUACAAAAAACCGAUGGAAUCGACAAACAAACUACGGAAAAUCCUCGCGAUAAGAGAGCUCUCGGUGUUCUAUUAUCAGGCCUGGCCCAGAUUUUUGGAUACACGGUGACUCCAAUUCAAUUCGCCUCGCUGCCAAACCCAAACGUCACAAAACCCGCUGCAAUGUCCAAUUUGUCCAAGGUUGAUGUAAGACAGCAUGUUGCAUCUUCUCAGCCUGCGAAUACCACUGUGCCAAGGCAGCAAGAAACCAUCAGGUUUACCGGUGUGCUGAACUUUGGCAAUAAUUCAAACAUUUUAGGACAUCUUCAGCAAUAUGAGCAGAUCUUUCACGGUCGUCAAAAUAAUACAAUAAUGAUGACGACAUUGCGACCCGCAUCAAUGCUUCCUGCAAAGAUUCCGGUGGAUCCGAGGAUAAACUCGCAACCGCCUCUGUUGGCGCCGUUCUUCGUCAAGAUCCCAUUGCCGAUCGCGCCAAAUCUUCUACCAAUCGAUCCUAUCGAGAAUCUCGAAUUGUAUCCUUUUCCACCAGUUUCCGUCAGUGACUCAAACGAAAAUACGGAGACGCCGAUUCGGAAAGAACAGGAGACGGUAUAUAGGAGUAAUGAAGACACAGAGCGGUACACGGUGAAGGAAAAAGAUAUUUACGAUGAGAAGGAUGUGAAAAAGCCAAUGAACAAAAAUAAUCAUAAAUUAUAUAUCGACGAGCUGAACAAGCAGCAGAACAACGAAUUGCGACGCAAACAACAAGAGCACGUCAAGAAUCCAAACCAACAGGAAGAAGAAAGCAAUCGUGAUAAAGCUAACCACUACAAAGAGGAAGAAAUAAAUGAGAGACACAGGAAUCACGAAGAGGAAAUCGCUGACCGAAAUCGAGAUACUUCCAAGAAUGAAUCAACGGAAGAGAGAAGACCAACGCAUCAUGACGAUGAGGAAGAUGAAGAUUCUGUGGAAAAAUAUAAGGAGUAUGCCAGCCAGAAGAAUCUCCCGAACAAGUCCUCGAAGCAAUCGCCAAAGAAUGAGAAAGAGGAAAACGAAGACUAUCAUGACGAUAAUUCUAACAAACAAUUUAACGGAUAUAAACAACCUGAGGAUUUCGACAAGUUCGUAGAAAUAGGAUAUAAUCAGCAGUUGCCAAUCGGCGAUUAUUUCCACGACGGUAACCCCGAAGUGAUUCGUGACAGCUACGGCGAGGUAUUAGACAAUAAGAAACUGAAGGAUGAUAGAAUCGCCGAUUACUUAGGUAUGUUCAAGCAUCCAUAUGUUCAAACUAACGCGUAUGAUUCGCAAAGAGUUCACAACAACCCCAAAGAUGUGUCGCGGGAAGAGAAUGAAGAAGAGACAUCUGCCGAGGAUGGUUACGAUGAACAUCUGACUAGACUGCAGAAGCUCAGAGAAGAAUACGCCUUACCGGAGAAUAAGUAUGAAGAAUACGACUUAAAUGACGAAAAUGAAGCGGAUAGAAAUGAUGGAGAGAAUCUGAGAAUCCGAAAUAAUAUGUCGAUAGCAUCAAGAAAACCUAAAAAACCGGAACAUAUCCGUGGUAAGGAAGAUGAUGACGAUAAUGUUGUAAGAUUGGAGAACACGGGAUCGCAAGAAGCCGAUUUUGGAACAUAUGUGCCUCUCGUCGUGCCUGUGCGUUAUAUCAAUGCGAAUGACAAGGUAAGAACCCGGUUUAAUGAAGACAAUGCGAGUCCCACGCAAAUAGUCUUUAAAGAGCAGAAUCUGCUGACUCCGCAGAUCGGUUUGCUUGAAAAACCACGACAAUUACACGAAGGCGAGCACAAGGAGUUUCAGGUAUGGCCACCGCCUUUCGAUUACGCCUUUGACAAUACGGAACCGGCGACUACUAUCGUUCCGUCAAAUUUACCGAAUUAUUAUCCUAUCACACAAAAUUAUACUCCGAAUUAUUACCAACAUGUUGUAAAAGAAAUAGCAGCACAAGACGCGAAUGACAAGUCUUCAGAACAACCUUCCGGUUAUCUUCUAGUCGUUGGUAAUCCGGUACAUCCGCAUGGACAGCCUUACAAUUUUUAUUAUUUCUCCAACGAAGCUGCGAACUCCCAAAGUCAAGUUCCUAAUCCACAUGUCGAAGUUCCGCAUCCGCGAGACCCAGUCUAUGAUGCUCAUCAACAAAGCGCCAGUGAACAGAUCAUCCAAGUAGAACCUAAUAUCACCAAAUACAAUCUGAAUGAGACCACAAAUAGUCCACAUAACUAUUACUAUCAGCCUCAGGAAAUUCCAACGAAUGUUCUCGACCGUUAUAAAUAUACUUUCGAAGAACGCAGGCCACAAAUUGAAGAACCAUUUGAUAUUGAUAUAAAAAGUCAAAUUCUUAACACGGAAAAUUGGUCGAAUAAGAUAUACAGGCCGCAAUCACUAAGUAAUACGGUCGAGGAAUCUCCUCGACCAGUCUUUACAUUGCAGAAUAUUCUGCCUUCAAAUCGGAACGCGCAAAGUAGAUCGUCGGAAAGGCCGCGUCAUUCACGGCUGUUAAGAAAACGACAGAGUUUGCAGCCAGAAGAAGAAAACCGCAAGAACGACGAAGAGGUAAAAGCUCCGCAGCAGAUCCUGACGAGCAAGCUAUUCGACGAUCCCCAGAGCGCGCAUGAUUUCUUCGGUUUCAGCAAAGACGAUUAUAACUUUGGAAGCGAAAGCAAUAAUGCAACGAAAGUUGUCGAGGAGAAUGGCAAAACUACGAAGGAAUCGGAUGCGUUCAUUGCACCGGAACCAACCGCUUAUCAUCACGAUGACGAAAGUAUCAUAAAACAGACCGAUGAAUCAGAAAAUGAUAUGGAGAAAGCCAAAGUCAGAGAAUAUCGGAACAAAGUGGCGACCUUGAAAGUGUCGGAGCGGAGGCAAUUAAAGCCGAACGGACCGAUCCACUAUGUGGAAUUUAUACGCAAUAUCUAAUUGUAAUGUUACGUAAAAAUAUUUCAAGUAAAUUAUUAGUCU
Mycetomoellerius zeteki is the source of this 3165-nucleotide messenger RNA. RefSeq lists its product as uncharacterized. Lineage: Eukaryota; Metazoa; Arthropoda; Insecta; Hymenoptera; Formicidae. The record is from RefSeq and is a predicted model, not a curated record.